UCUCAGGUGAGCGGUGCGGGAGUCCCUGCGACUACACACACUCCCAACGCUGACUGCUUUCCUCUGUGCCCGCACCACAGCUGCAUUCGCAUCCGAGUUGGCCAUGACGGUCGUCGCCGUGACAAACUACUUUCCUCCUCAGACGGGCUCCGUCGUCUGCCCUGGCUACUUGGCUCCAAAGGACGAUCUCGGGAAGGGAUGAGUUCCGAGGACCAUCUCGAGACUCGCGGGCAAAUGAUCGGAAGAUCCAUCGCUCUGGGCUCGACUACAGCGGGUACGAUCGUGAGCGACAGGAGCGAUACGCCUGCUUCUUUGAUCCCCCUCGUCAUCAUCCGCAGGGACGGCUCAGCAGUCACUCCAGCAGGCGUCACCCGCCGCCUAGAAGACGAAGGUGGCCUGUCCCUUCUACAGCUCCGCCUGGAGGAGGAACGACAUCGUUCGCGAGCGCGCCAGCACGAAGACGAGAUCAUGGCGGGUAUAUGCCAGCCUGGCUUCUUUGCUUCGAGAGAGGAAGAAGCGCAAAGACGAAGCUUGCGGAGCUCGCGCGACUCGAGGGCCCGCCCUGCUUCUGGUGGAUCGGGCGCAGUGAUGGGCAGCAGCUGCGCGAACGAGGCAAGCUCGAUCGUCAAGCCGACUCAGGCUGCUGCUCGCGAUCAGAACUGUCAUCGACGUUAACUUGUCGGCGGCAUCUCCUUCCCACCUCCCCAGCAUCGUCUUCACAGCAGCUUUGCCGUGGCCAACCCAGGCGCGCCAGAAUUAUCUCUUCGCCAGGGCGAUGUCGAAUUGCAGACGGUGACAGAGGGUGCUCGAUCGCCGCCACCUGCCUACGCUUCAGUAGAAUGUCUCACUGCGGCUGUCGAGAGGGGCAGUGAGUCUGCAGAGCGCGAGCCAGGAUGGGGAGAGGGAUUGGUCCACCAGGCAGAGUUACCGGCUUCACUGCGCGUGAAUGGAAGGACGGAA
This is a messenger RNA of Jaminaea rosea, 960 nucleotides long. RefSeq lists its product as hypothetical. Bases 199 to 675 code for a protein of 158 amino acids. The transcript has a single exon. The record is from RefSeq and is a predicted model, not a curated record. NCBI's taxonomy places the organism in Eukaryota, Fungi, Basidiomycota, Exobasidiomycetes, Microstromatales.